Messenger RNA from Parathielavia appendiculata, 780 nucleotides. RefSeq lists its product as uncharacterized. The record is from RefSeq and is a predicted model, not a curated record. The coding region runs from base 204 to 620 and encodes 138 amino acids. The transcript is spliced from 2 exons. NCBI's taxonomy places the organism in Eukaryota, Fungi, Ascomycota, Sordariomycetes, Sordariales, Chaetomiaceae.
CAAAAACAUCAUCACGCGUCCUGGCAGCGCAGUGGUCAAGAUAGUAUUUCACAGCUCCCCAUCCACCAUGCGCAGCGCCAAAUCGAGCAGCUAAGAAACCUUACACAGGUGUGCAAGGAAUCAGGGGCCUGAACAAAGCACGCUAUGCCCCGUGGGACUUAGUCUCAACCGUAUCAGCCCUUCCUCGAUCCGAUCUCUGCUGCAUGGCUCGCCUAUCCUUCCCCCAGAUUCACACAGGAUGGCGGUCGGUGUCGUCUGCAGCGUGGUGGAGUUGCGAGAGUCAUCUCGGCGCGGCGUAUAAGUCACCCAGAUUCCCACCGAGGCGCCGACAGUCCGCCCGUCACCCCUCCACCGUCCGCUCUUGUCUUCGCAUAGCUUACCCCAGUGGUCGCUUUGCUUUCGCAUUGAUGCACCCUCCUGGCGCUUUAAGUUCCGUGAUACCUUGGAGAGCGACGAAGACCGCGCCUCCCGCGCUUGUGAGACGUCCUCCGGCGCGUCGUGUAAGUGCCCUCCCUGUUCCGAGCGCGCAAAGCCCAUUGAUUGGCGCUGGCAGCUCAUCUUACUGCAAGAUUGGGGCUUUGGAUAUUGAUAUCGACCAGACGGCCUGUUGCAAGCGUUAGAGAUCAGGACAAUUUGGCUUCGCCAAUUCCUGGCCCGUCCAGCUUUCCCUUUCCAGAUACCCCAAAGCUAAGUGGCCUCGAGGUGAGGGGUUCCUUGGCUGAGUUCAGUGUUGCUCAGCGUCAGCCGUCUAACGGUCACUAGUUCAGCCCAAGUGGAACC